This is a messenger RNA of Homarus americanus (American lobster), 2463 nucleotides long. Its product is annotated as pancreas transcription factor 1 subunit alpha-like. Bases 1196 to 1825 code for a protein of 209 amino acids. Gene Ontology annotation, molecular function: DNA-binding transcription factor activity, RNA polymerase II-specific; protein dimerization activity; RNA polymerase II transcription regulatory region sequence-specific DNA binding. The transcript has 4 exons. The record is from RefSeq and is a predicted model, not a curated record. Gene Ontology annotation, biological process: regulation of transcription by RNA polymerase II; developmental process. Lineage: Eukaryota; Metazoa; Arthropoda; Malacostraca; Decapoda; Nephropidae.
UGACAAGCUGUGUAACUGCAGCCACCACCAUUCUCGUCAUCUGGUAGCUUCACGACGAACCAUUUGCCUGUUGACUUCUGCACCACCACUAGCACGCCAUAAAGAAGACCAAGCCAUUAGCCAAGACUUGUGUGUGUGUGUGUGACGAGCAUUAUGGUGAUCUCUCAAUAUUCUGUGUUCUGAUAUUUUUUUUAACGUCAAAUCCAUCCAGCCUCUACAACGACUAUACUACAUGCUUCUUACUUGCUGUAGUUAGCCCAUAGAAUCGCUGGUUUGAUGAUUAAUGAAGAUCAUUAGAUGUUGAUGUGACUUUAUAUUACAUUGAGUUUUGUGAAUAUUUUGUGUCCUUCGGCUCUGAACCUAUGUUUUGGAGUUUCUUAAUGUUGACUACUAUUGAUGGGCUAGUGGAGUGGUGGUAAAGACAAUUAAAAACAAAUAUAUGAACGGAAUGUUACUUUGAAGUUAUUUAUAAAGUAUUGGAGGCAGCUUGACUAAUGACGACCAACACGAGAACUAUAGAACUGAUGACUCUAACUUCACGUCCUAUAGUAACAGCCUAGAACCGCAGAACUACCACCUAAUAUCCCCAGAACCAGAGCAGUACUGAGAGAGAGAGCCACGACACACUGGAACGUAUACAGAAAAACAGAACCUUUACACCACAGUACAAAGAUCACCACUGUAAACACCAAAAAACCCCAGAACUACAGCAGAAGGUCAAAACUAUAGCAGAAAGUCAGAAUUACAGAAAGUCAGAACUACAGAAAGUCAGAACUACAGAAAGUCAGAACUACAGAAGGUCAGAACUACAGCAGAAGGUCAGAACUACAGAAGGUCAGAACUACAGAAGGUCAGAACUACAGCAGAAGGUUAGAACUACAGCAGAAGGUCAGAACUACGGCAAAAGCCCAGAACUACAGCAGAAGGCCAGAACUACAGCAGAAGGUUAGAACUACAGCAGAAGGUUAGAACUACAUCAGAAAGUUAGAACUACAGCAGAAGGUCAGAACUAGGGCAAAAGCCCAGAACUACAGCAGAAGGUCAGAACUACAGCAGAAGGUUAGAACUACAGCAGAAGGCCAGAACUACAGCAAAAGCCCAGAACUACAGCAGAAGGUCAGAACUCCUCCCUCCCCACCUACCAGAACCAAGACCCAAAACCACCUUCGUCUCCUGUAGGACCCCAGAACCCACCAUGUACGGGCUGGACAAUGCUAACCUGGAGGUAAUGAAUCGACAGUGGAUGACCUCACCUGGUUACCUGGAAUGGGAAGCCGCAGCCUCCACCUCCCCGGGUUCCUCUUGUGAAGCCUCUGAUCCCUGGGUUCCUUGGGCCUCACCUCACAAAUCCCCACAGGAGGACUCCCUGGUGGCCUCCAACGUUCGGGAGAACCGACGGCGGCGGCGGAUAUGUCCCCUGGCGCAGGUGCGACAACGACAGGCGGCUAACAUGCGGGAACGACGACGCAUGGCCUCCAUCAACGACGCCUUCGAGGGCCUGCGAGCUCAUAUACCCACCAUGCCCUACGAGAAGCGCCUCUCCAAGGUGGACACACUACGGCUGGCUAUAGGCUACAUCACCUUCCUGUCCGACAUGGUAGAGACGAACCCUUCGCUCCAGGCUCAAGACCCAGCCAGCAACAACAACAAUAACAACAACAAGGUCCUCGUCAAAAGCAGCCUGGAUAAUUAUGACGCCUGUGUAGGAGGAGGCGCCGAACAGCACACCUUUACCGAGUUAUCCUGGGCACCUCAGCGUCAGGAGAUCAUCAAUGGGCGGGUCAACACCUCUCUCUGGACACCGACACACGCCCUUGCCAAUUGACAUCCCCACCAACCACGCCUACAAACACAGGCGCGCCCUCGAUAACACACACCCACACUUGCGACCAGGAAACACUUAGAGUAAAAGGGGAAGGAAGAAAAAACGAAAAAGAAAACUAAAGAAGAGGAGAAAUGAGGAAGAGAGGGAGCGUAUAUUCUGUCUUCUGAUUGGUUAACAGAGGCGUGUAAACAGUUCAUAUAGAUUAUUGAACCAAAGAAACGUGUUAUGUCUAAUUGUGAUGUACUCAAUGACGUCACUAAUGAUAUGCCAGUACUAGAUGAGCAUUGAGUGACGUCUUAUCUAGCCUAGUUAAUGACGUCAGUGGAAAAAUAUAUAAUACACAAUUGGGUGAAACACUAAGUGACGUCAUCUGGCCAAGCAAGAUAAUGACGUCAGUGAAAAAAUAUAUAAUACACAAUUGGGUGAAACACUAAGUGACGUCAUCUGGCCUAGCUAAUGAUGUCACUAACACUAUAAACCACUAUUGGAGGAACAUUAAGCGACGUCAUUUAGCCCAUAUAAUGAUCUCAUUCAUCUACAAAGUAUCAAAAACUAGUGAGAAUUAAAAAAAAAUAUUAAAAAUAAUAAUUAAAAUUGCACCCUAGUCAAUGGUGUGAUAGAAUAGAGUUAAUGAAAUA